Blepharisma stoltei is the source of this 1065-nucleotide messenger RNA. The record is from the annotation of a GenBank genome assembly. NCBI's taxonomy places the organism in Eukaryota, Ciliophora, Heterotrichea, Heterotrichida, Blepharismidae.
AUGAAAUUUCUAAUCCUACCAUUAGCAAUUCUUUUGUGCUAUGCAGACGAUCUUGCAGCUAUUGGAAAAUCUAAAGCUGAUGAGCUAAGAGCGCUUUCCUACAAAUCAGAUGGACUUAUAAAGCUAACUGCCUCAGGAUUUCAGAAAUUCGUAGUCGAUUAUCCUCGACCCUACACAUUGGUAGUAUUUCUUACAUCAAAAAACCCAACCAAAUUUAAAUGUCAACUUUGUGAUGAAAUUGGUUCUAUGCUUGACCAAGUCAUUUAUUCCUACCGUGGUGCAAAUGCAGAUCUACCACUAAACACCCCAGGAUCCAAGUCAAGGGCAGUGUUUUUCGCAAUAUUAGAAUACAACUCAGAAAACCAGCCAAUUUUCCAAAAAUUCAAAUUCGCAUCAGUCCCUAACCUGAUUGUUACCUCUCCUAAGUCAAUAAAAGAUGAAGGGGACAGAUAUUCUUAUUAUCGUGACGAAGUUUGGGAAUUUAGUAAAGAUGGAGAUGUCCAUCCUCAAAAACUCCUUGAUUUUAUAAAUGCAAGAUCUGGAAGAAAAAUUGAACUGAAGACGUCUCCAUUUGCAGCGAUAAUUUCUAUGGGGAUGUUUAUGCUGAUUUUUACGACUUUUGCGUUUGUUAUUUAUAAAAUCAAGAGCUUUUUAUUGAUUCCUUAUGUCUGGUACGCAGGGGGAUUGACGAUAUAUUUUAUCUGCAUUUCUGGAUUUGUGUACGACAUUAUUCAUGGAGUUCCUAUGGUUGGAACUAAUGGAAAAGGAGAAGCUGAGUUUAUUCACUCAGGGCAAAGAAGCCAAUAUGGCGCUGAAGGGUUUAUGAUGGGGUUCUUAAUGGUGAUUGGAGGGCUUGGGUUUGUAGGUUUAAAUAUUUUGCAUAAGCUCGAGAAGCCAUCACACAUUAGGCUAGUCGGUGGGCUAUGCUUUUUAAUUGUGAUUUUUUCAUUUUACAAAAUCAUAAAAGUUUAUCAAGUUAAAGCUAGUUGGUAUGGGCCUGGGCUAUAUCCUCCUGGACAUUAUAUAAAAGGACCUCUCAUAAAUGACCAAGGAUCUAGUUUUUAA